UGGGCGGGGGCUCGCGCCCGCGGUUGCCGUGGGAGCGGCGGCUGGAGACGAGGCCGGUGCAGGGGGUCGCUAGCGGGCCCAUGGCCGAGCUGCACCUCAUCGGGCAGAUCGUGGGAGCCAGCGGCUUCCCCAGCAGCAGCCUCUUCUGCAAGUGGGGAAUCCACACAGGUGGUGCCUGGAAGCUGCUCUCCGGCCUGCGGGAGGGGCAGACACAGGUGGAUCACCCCCAGCUGGGCGAUGUGGCCUACUGGUCCCACCCCAUCGACGUGCACUUUGCCACCAAGGGGCUGCAGGGCUGGCCCAAGCUGCACGUGCAGGUCUGGCACCAGGACCCCUUCGGCCGCAGGGAGCUCUACGGCUACGGCUUCUGCCAUGUGCCAUGCAGCCCGGGCUGGCACGCGCUGGCCUGCGUCACCUGGCAGCCCCUGGGCUCGUGGCAGGAGCGGCUCUCCCAGCUGUUUGUGGGCGGGGGGCCCCAGCUGCUGAACAGCGACCUGAUCUACACGGGGGCCGACCGGUACCGCCUGCAGACCGUCGCCGCGGGCACCGUGCACCUGGAGCUGGGCGUGCUGCUGCGCCACUUCGCCCGCUACGGGGUGGAGUGCUAGGGAGCGGGCGGACCCCCACCACGGGCUGGGUGCUGUAUGGACCCCCUGGCGUGGGGCGGGGCUCUAGGGAGCGGACAGACCCCCACCACGGACUGAGUGCUGUAUGCACCCCCUGCCGUGGGCCUGGGCUCUAGGGAGCGGACAGAUCCCCACCAUGUGCUGGGUGCUGUAUUCAUCCCCCGCCGUGGGGUGGGGCUCUGGGGAGCAGGCAGAGCCCCCCACAGGCUGAGUGCUGUAUGGACCCCCCGCUGUGGGGUGGGGCUCUAGGGAGCGGGCAGACCCCCACCACGGGCUGGGUGCUGUAUGGAUCCCCCGCUGUGGGGCUGGGCUCUAGGGAGCAGACAGACCCCCACCAUGGGCUGGCUGCUGUAUGGACCCCCCGCCGUGGGUCUGGGCUCCAGGGAGCAGGCAGACCCCCCCCCACGGGCUGGGUGCUGUAUGGACCCCCCGCCGUGGGGUGGGGCUCUAGGGAGCAGGCAGACCCCCCCCACGGGCUGGGUGCUGUAUGGACCCCCCGCCGUGGGGUGGGGCUCUAGGGAGCGGGCAGACCCCCCCACGGGCUGGGUGCUGUAUGGACCCCCCGCCGUGGGGUGGGGCUCUAGGGAGCGGGCAGACCCCCCCACGGGCUGGGUGCUGUAUGGACCCCCCGCCGUGGGGUGGGGCUCUAGGGAGCGGGCAGACCCCCCCACGGGCUGGGUGCUGUAUGGACCCCCCGCCGUGGGGUGGGGCUCUAGGGAGCGAGUAGACCCCCCCACGGGCUGGGUGCUGUAUGGACCCCCCACCGUGGGGCGGGGCUCUAGAGGUCUGCACGGAUCCUCUCCCUGCUGUGGGUGUGGUGCUGGGGCAGCCCCUGGAUCUGGGGGGGAGGGGGGGUUUACAGCAAAGCCUCCCCCCCCCGCAUUUGGUGCCCCCAGACCCUUUCCCAGUGUGGACAUUUCAGCUGCUUCAUGUGGCUCUUUUAGAAGAACUGGGGGUGUGUGUGAGGGGUGGGGGGGUUGGCCCAGGGGGUGGGGAAGGGGCUCUGAGCCCUUUCCCCUCUGGGGGGCUGUUUUUAGUUUGUUUCAUGGGGGGGGGGCAGGACUUCUGGGUUCUUUCCCCUGCUCUGCCAUUGACCCUGAUGACCAGGGCUGGUCCCGGUGCCCCCUGGGGGCUGGGGAGGUGCCUGCAACGCUGUCCGUGGGGGGCUCAGCCCCGGAGUGGGUGGGAAUCGGAUAAAUUGCCGGCCCCAUGGGGGGCGCUGGGAGCUGGCGGGGGGGCGGGAGCCCCCUUGGCCUCCUGCUCCCCAAAGAGCUGCCCCCCGUCUCUCCCUGCCCUCCCAUUGACCAGCCCCCCCUUUAUAUAAAGAUCCUUUUGCAUGAA
Gopherus flavomarginatus (Mexican gopher tortoise) is the source of this 1967-nucleotide messenger RNA. RefSeq names its product B9 domain containing 2 (gene B9D2). Gene Ontology annotation, cellular component: MKS complex. The coding region runs from base 81 to 608 and encodes 175 amino acids. Gene Ontology annotation, biological process: cilium assembly. NCBI's taxonomy places the organism in Eukaryota, Metazoa, Chordata, Testudines, Testudinidae. The transcript has 4 exons. The record is from RefSeq and is a predicted model, not a curated record.